Messenger RNA from Habropoda laboriosa, 2596 nucleotides. RefSeq lists its product as uncharacterized. Lineage: Eukaryota; Metazoa; Arthropoda; Insecta; Hymenoptera; Apidae. The record is from RefSeq and is a predicted model, not a curated record.
GCGACAUCGCUCUUCGCGGGUGUUCAUUCGCGUGUCAGACGUGCUUGAGGUAGGACGCCGCGGCUCCUGUGUGAACCAAUCACCUCGUGGAUAACCAACCGUUCCCUUUCUCUGUCCCCGCGUUCUUCCUCUUCUUCGUCUGUUCGUCACGUUCUCGAGGCCAACGUGUCAGUUCCACGUGCUCCCCUCUCGUAUCGACACACACAGAACACGCACAGGGUCCACCACUGCUCGCGCUUCCGUCGUUCAGUCCAGCCGGUUUUCACCAUCGCUGACGGAGGACCCGCUCACGUGUAAUCCUCGCGUGUGCGACUCUUCUUUGCUCGCUGCCUUGCGUCACAGGUAGCGAGGAACACUUCGGCCAGGGUUCUCGACCUCGGUGAAUAUCGGAACUGGAGAAUCCACCUUGGCAGCUGCAUCGUCGGUGGACACAAAGAGAGGAGGCCAUAGAGGUUCUAGUUGGCCUUUGAAAAAUUCGGUGAAAACCAGACCGUAUAUACCCAGAUAGAAGAAGAAGAUGAUGACUCGUAUGCUGCUUCAAGAGCCUGGAUGGAAGAUCGAGCGCAAAGGUUCUGCUCUACUGUUGAGGCGGGACAGUUCGCAUUUGAAGAGCGGACGCGUCUGCUUCCGUUGCGACGUCGAAGUUCGUGAAUUCGAGCGUGACGAGGAUUACAUGAUCGAGGCGGAACCUGCCAGUCCUCUGGCGAUGUGUGCCAGUUGCCUGGCAGCUCUCUGCGUCACCGUCAUUCUACCAUGGUUGUUAAUUGGCGGUUAAAUAAGCCUCGAGUUCAACUCACGAUCUUUCGGGGGGUUUGCUGGCCCGUUCGAGUGUAUCUCGGCAACGGAAGUCGCCGCGACGAAUCGAAUCGGGGACCGGAGUACUCCUCGACACGUGCAGGGAAACACGAGAGAGCACCUUGGAUCUGUAGGAGAGAAGCCUGUCGAAUAGAUAGAAAGAGAGAGAGGGGUAGAGAGCGUGGUUGAUGAAGGAUUCACCGUGCUACUCUGGGAUUCGACACGAGAAACGGGUGCAGUUCGCUAAACGGUACUUUCGACGAAACCUGCAUUCCCGAUUUAAACAGUCGCCGCUUAAUCCCGUAUGAUUUCAUCGAGGUACGGAGGGAAAUUUCGAGAAAUCGAGAAAAGUGUGUGUUUUUCACAUCGGAAAAAGAGAGAGAGAGAGAGGGGGGGGGGAGAAAAAAGAAGAACGAUUGGCCCUGGAGUCUUCGAAAAGAGUUACGACCCGAGAGUUUUUAUAUUUAUUCGCCGAUCCGUGUCGUUCUCCCUUUAAGGCUGCCACCCUUCGGUAACCACGUAGAAAAUACACGUCGCGGGACAAAUACGGAACGGCCGUGUGUAGACGACGGGCAGACCGCCGCGGUUCGAGUAGAUUUUUCGUGAAACUCGACGAGGAGAAAAGUGCGCGACGCUGGACUUUCUGCAUAGGCACGCGAAACGAAAGGAAGAAGAAGAAGGAAAACAACAUCAAAGGGUGACGAGAGAGGGUAUAUUCGAGCGUGCAUUAAAAACCUCCUUACUCGUUUGAUGGUAUCGACGAAUCUCCUCUGGCCUCGAAAAACCGAGGCGACCCUGUGCCAAACGAGAGUAGCAGUACUCGAGAUAUUUCGUGAAAACCUUUCGUGACUCGCAGUUCGCUUACUUUGCACAUACAUACCUACAAACAAGCACACGUAUAUAUAUACACGCGCAGAUUCUUUUGUGAAUGUAUAAUAGCCGCAUCGGUUCGAAAGCUCGCGCAUACGUACAUACAUCUUUCUUUCCCUCUAUUUUUCCACCCUUUUCCCGUGAUAUCGAUGCUCGCCGAGUAAUAACCGAAUCGUUGCGUCUCAUUCGAACGGAAAAUUUGUAAUCUACGAUAUACACGCCGCUUUGUUUUUCCCCUAUCAACAUUUUCCAACCGAUAAUCGUAUACACGGUCGAGCGGCUUCCGGUUUAAUAUCCGCGUUUGCAUCCGGAUUCUUUCGAUCAAUUAGGUGUUUUCCGCGUGUGUAUUUUGCACGCUGGCUGAGAAAGAGCCUGGGUAUUACGGUGGGUGGGAAAAAGAGUCGAAAAGUUUCUCGACGCGCGAGCUCAGCAAAUGGAAAAGUUUCCGCCGGUGUGGAAAUCGACGGACCACCGCCGCCGCCGUGGCGGAUUGAGAAAUCGAGCCAAGUUUCGAGCAUCACCGAUAGCGUUACAGUCCGUUGCUCGCUGAACAACCUUCGUUGGGAGAGAGAAAAAAAAGAGCACAUAUUCGAUCUGUAUCGAAUACAUUUUUCUCCCCGUUCGACGCCAUUUUUAACCCUUUCUCGAAAAUCUUCCAACGAAUCCCCGGACUCGUACGAACAAAUUGCGAUCUUCUCUCUUCUUUCCCUCGUGGUGCAAUUUUUUUUUAAACCGACAAUUUCUGGGGAACGUGUUUCGAUGAACCGAGAAACGCGGCGAAACGCGGAGCUUCACGGCGACAAAUUUACACGAACCACGAAUCCGGUCGAUCCUGCAAAGUGUCUUCGAUAAAUCAUCCGUGUGUACAUGAGCGGAAUUUUUGCUAACGUGAAAUUGAAAGAGAAGGAUAAAACUUGAAUGAGAGAGAGAG